Molecule: messenger RNA, 4965 nt
Organism: Hemicordylus capensis (graceful crag lizard)
Lineage: Eukaryota; Metazoa; Chordata; Lepidosauria; Squamata; Cordylidae
Gene: KCNJ14
Product: potassium inwardly rectifying channel subfamily J member 14
Exons: 4
Coding region: 519-1772 (417 amino acids)
Biological process (GO): potassium ion import across plasma membrane; regulation of monoatomic ion transmembrane transport
Cellular component (GO): plasma membrane
Molecular function (GO): inward rectifier potassium channel activity
Source: RefSeq, a predicted model, not a curated record
AAAUGCAGAGACUCCAGGGAUUAGCUGGGAUCUGCAUUCCCAACAGUUGGUCUGAGGGAACCAGAGAGUGAGAAAGUGAGUGCCACAGAGAGAGGGAGGGAGGGAGAGGAGGCAUCCUUGACAGCCAGGAGACUAAAAUUAAAGAGGGGGGAAAGAAAGCAAAGAAGAAAAAGAAGAGAGAGAAAAGAGAAGGCAGGACUGAGAAACAGAGUGAGCAGGAGCACACAAAGCCAUUCUGCAAAAAGAUGGAGGGAUGUCCCACUGAAGCAGGAUAAAAGUGCAAAAUGUCCCUGGCGUUAGAGAGUCGAUGCAUCAGGGGAAAGGCAAAGCCGUACCUGCUUCCCAGAGAUUCUGCAACAGCAGCCAGGUUGCCCAGAAGUGACGUGCGUCCAUCAAGCUAUAGAAUCACCUGCUAACACCGACCCACUACCAGCUUUUCCUGCACGACACACAGGCUGGGCCACCAGUCCCUCAAGCCCGGCCCAGUUUUGGCCGGGACAAAGGCCAGUCCCUCGGACAUGGGGGUGGCCAAAGCCAUCCGGCGUUUCAGCGGGGGUGGCGGUGUGGGAGAGCUGCGGGAGGAGGUGUCGGUGGAAUCCCCCUCCAGCUGCCACAACGGGAGGCCCGUUCCUGUCCGGCAGCGCAGUCGAUUCGUGAAGAAGGACGGCCACUGCAAUGUCCAGUUCAUCAACAUGAGCGAGAAGAGCCAGCGGUAUCUCACCGACCUCUUCACCACCUGCGUGGACAUCCGCUGGCGCUGGAUGUUCGUCAUCUUCUGUCUCUCGUUUGUGCUCUCCUGGCUCCUCUUUGGCUUCACCUUCUGGCUCAUUGCUGUGUUGCAUGGAGACCUUGUUCCCGAGCGCCCACCCAAUGCCAAGACCUGUUUCUCUGAGGUGACCAGUUUCAUGGCCGCCUUCCUCUUCUCCCUGGAGACCCAGACGUCCAUUGGGUAUGGCUUCCGCAGUGUGACGGAGGAAUGUCCCUCGGCCGUGCUGGCGGUGGUUCUGCAAUGCAUUCUGGGAUGCAUCAUCGAUGCCUUCAUCAUUGGCGCAAUCAUGGUCAAGAUUGCUAAACCCAAGAAGCGCAACGAGACCCUGGUCUUCAGCGAGAAUGCCGUGGUGGCCAUGCGUGAUGGGAAGCUCUGCCUCAUGUGGCGUGUGGCCAACUUGCGCAAGAGCCAUCUGGUAGAGGCCCACGUCCGGGCACAGCUACUGCAACCUCGAGUGACUCCUGAGGGUGAGUACAUCCCCCUGGACUACAAUGACGUCAACGUGGGUUUCGACAGCGGCACUGACCGCAUCUUCCUGGUGUCACCCGUGACAAUCGUGCACGAGAUAGACGCCGAAAGCCCCCUGUAUGAGCAUGGUCCUGAGGAGCUGGCUGAGGCGGACUUUGAACUGGUGGUCAUCCUGGAGGGCAUGGUGGAAGCCACAGCAAUGACCACCCAAUGCCGCAGCUCCUACCUGCCCAGUGAGCUGCGCUGGGGCCACCGCUUUGAGCCCGUGCUCUUCGAGCGACGUGGCCACUAUGAGGUUGACUACCAGCACUUCAACCGUACGUAUGAGGUGCCUGGCACCCCGAUGUGCAGCGCUAAGGAGUUGAGCCAUCUCAAAUACAGGGCUCCCCCAGCAGGGGCUACAGCAGCCCGCGCCUCUUUCUGCUAUGAGAAUGAAGUGGCCCUCAGCUGCUGCCGUGAGGAAGAGGAGGAGGAGGAAGAGAGGCAGGGGAGCCGGCGGGUGAGCCUGGAGAAUGAAAUGGCAACCGCCACGUGACACCGCCCAUGUUCUUGGACUGAGGAAGGCCGGGGGGAGGUGGGGAAAUGAAGCUUUUGUAGCGCCAUCACUACCACUUUGCAUAGCUGGGUAGCUGAGGUAACUGUUGUCAGAGGAGAGAUCACUUUCACUUCAUCCACCCUGUCCCCCAAACACAUAAUGGCAAAGUCUCAGCUUUCUGCAACCAACAGUAGCCUCUAGCUGUUGGGGGAAAGAGAUGCCAUUUGGGGCACAUUGGCCAAAAUGGCCAUCCUGGUGGAACUCAGGGGUCCCCCAUGAUCACUGAAACCACUGGAGGGGCUUAAGGGCUCACAGAUGCUAUGAGAGCCCGUAGCCCCAAACAAUGUUUUAAAACAGAAGGAAAGCUUGUGGUGGGGCGGGAGAAUACCAGUCCUCUAAGGAACUUGGGCAUCACCUGAUAUUUAUGGCAGUAUGAAUUAUGAUUGUGACGGUUCACAUGUUUGCUUGAUGAAUCUACAAAUGUUUGUUUUAUGGAACUCCAAGGAUACAUGAGGGCUGUGUGCUUCGUGGCACUUUAUGGAAGAUGUCUGUACUGUGUGGGAAUGAACUGUGACUGUCCAAUCGAUUGGGCUCUAUGAGAUACAUAGAGAGACGGGAGGAGUUCUAUAACUUCUGCAGGUCGGUAACUACCUAGUGUAGUUACAUGGAACCGAGUCAAUAGGUUCUAUGAAAAUGUAGGGGGCAAGGAGUUGCUUGUUGUGUCUUAGGGGUGUGUGUUUCUUUUCAACUCCAAGGGUUACAAAUUAUAAGCCCAUGAGGCAAGGAAGUAUGAAUGAUCUUAACAUCCUUGAAACUUAUUUGUCAAGCCCAAAAACGGACUUUCUGUCUUAAAAUCCAAUAAAAGUCAUUGGAAGUAAAAAAGGGGGGAAAGAAAUGAACUCGCAGGUAUAUAAUGGGCCUGACAAUGUUUGAAAUAAGGCAAAAUUUUAAUAAAGGAGGCCACUAAGGCAUAUAAAAUGUAACUGGCCACAAAAACAAGUGUUCUCAUUAAAAAUAAUAAUAAUGAAAUCCAACAUGUUAUGGCCCCAGUUUCUUGCAAACCCUAUAACAGAAACCAGGAAAAUCAACAUGGGUAUGCUGAAGAGGCACCACCAAGUACAAGGCACAAUCACACCCCAGCCUCCCAAAUCUGAGAAAGAUGUAUUUGGGGGAGGGCCAAAAUGUGGCUUUGAAACUAUUUCUUUACGUAUUUCACACACACACAUUUACUUUACAGGUCAAAUACUUGAAUUUCAGCAUUCUCUAAAUCAGGGUGAGCAUUAAGUAGUUCAGGAGCUACUAGUAGCUCUUGUCCCAGGCUUAUCUGAAGUACUUCGCCAGGAAUUAUUCACACAUGGCUUCGUGCUGCGGGGUAUAUGUUGAGCGAAGCCACUUCAAAUUACACUACGGCAUUGAGGGAAGCAGCCCCUCCCCUCUCUGGGUUUUUGGGGGGGGUUGGGGUGCACUUCACAUUGCAUGCCUCCGUGUUUUCCUUCUAGCCAAUGGCGGGGGCGGGGAGGGAGAUCUCUAAAGCCUAUAUCUGCAUCCCUAAAGAGGGCUUCCUUCUUAUCAUGUUAAUGAUUCUACGUCAGUGUCUCUCCCUACUUGCUCUGGCGUUUUCAGAAAAAGUCGCUUAAAACCAGUAUUUUAAAAACCCAGAAAUACAUUGAGAUAAGCUAGAAUUCGGAAGACAAAGCCCAAUUUGUGUGUGGAUUGGGUCCAAGGAUCUCGAAGUGAUUUCAGAGUAAGUUUGGCUGGUGUGUGAAUGCACACACUCUCUUCUGGAGGAGAUUCGGGGUAACAGCCCUGUCUGUUGAGCCUCCAGGUUUUCGGGCCUGUUUCUCCCUCCACCCCUCGCUUUCCAGCCAAUUCUGAAAAUCUGAUUGGCUUGCUGAAUGUGGGUGGGGCAUAGCCAUGCCAUUUUCAGUCUCUCUCUUUCUUUGAUUUCUCAGCGUUGCCUUUACUGUCUGUCCCAUUAAUUUCUCUCCAGUUUCUCCCCACACAAAGCAAUGCCUCUUGCUCCCCUCCUGUCCUGCAGCAAGGUUCACCUGGAAUUUAGGGGUUUUGAUGUUAAGCACAUUUAUUCUGACUAUGUACAUUGUAGUACAAGCUGCCAUUUUGUGACUGUCAGCACUUCCCCAAGCCGCCAUUUUGAGACUGGCUGUGCCUCCCCAAGCCACUACAUCGUGUUGGUAGCUUCCAAGGCUCUGGCAAAAAGAAAGAAAUGAAAAAAAUGUAAAACAAGAAAAAGUAGCUCCUCAAAGCCUUUAGUCUGCCCACUCCUGCCCUAAAUUAAUAAAAUGAAGUACAUGGGAAGAUAUGAAGAAGACCGUCAUUGAGAUUUUGGAACUGGGCCUGUUAUUAUUUAGGAACAUAGGAAGCUGCCAUAUACUGAGUCAGACCUUUGGUCCAUCUAGUUCAGUAUUGUCUGUUACACAGACUGGCAGCAGCUUCUCCAAAGUUGCAGGCAGGGGUCUCUCUCAGCCCUAUCUUGGAGAUGCUGCCAGGGAGGGGACUUGGAACUUUCUGCUCUUCCCAGAGCGGCUCCAUCCCCUGAGGGGAAUAUCUUAUAGUGCUCACACUUCUAGUCUCCCAUUCUUGUGCAAGCAGGGCAGACCCUGCUUAGCUAAGGGGUCAUCCUUGCUACCACAAGACCAGCUCUCCUCUGUAAUUUAUUGAUUACAUGUUUAUUCACCUUUACCUCAAGGAACUUGUGGCAGCACACACAGUUCACCCCUUCCUUUUAUCCUCACAACAACGCUGUGAGAUGGGUUAGACUGAGAGACUGUCAACCAAUGAGCGCCAUGGCUUGCCAGGGAUUUGAACGUGUGUCCCUCUAGUCCUAGUCCAACACACUAAUCACUUCAAAACAUUGAUCUGUUAUGCUCCAGUCACACCACCAACAUCCAGAACAUUGUGAUCAUUUUGGCUGAUGGUGGGAAAGGGUAUAAAGGAGCCCCUGGUGGCGCAGUGGUAAAACUGCCGCCCUGUAACCAGAAGGUUACAAGUUUGAUCCUGACCAGGGGCUCAAGGUUGACUCAGCCUUCAAUCCUUCCGAGGUCGGUAAAAUGAAUACCCAGAAUGUUGGGGGCAAUAUGCUAAAAUCAUUGUAAACCGCUUAGAGAGCUUCCAGCUAUAGAGCGGUAUAUAAAUAUAAGUGCUAUUGCUAUUGCUAUAAACUCUUCUACUACAA